CCCAUUUGCUGGGCCCAUGUAGGCCCAUUAACCAGUUCAAACUCUGAAAGUUCCGAAGCUGGGGCGGGACUUUGAAGUUCCUUCUCUGUUCUUCAGUUUCUCUAUUCUGUAACUCUAAAAAGAUUACAUCUUUCACCUAAAAGAUCAUGAAUUGAAACCCUAGACAGAAAAUUGGGACAAUGGAAAGGCCGAGGCUUGUGGUAAAAUGCUCCGAGAACGAAGAGGUGGUGGAGUACUUACUGAACAAGUGGAAGGAAAUGGCGGAUCAACGCCCCAAUGGGAUAUCCGAAAACAUUGAGAAGACUCUCUCCAAGGCUUAUUCCAAUAUCUGUAGCGCCAAAACCCCCAUUCACACCAUUAAAGAUUUAUCCCAAAUCAAGGGUGUGGGGAAGUGGAUUCUGAAGCUUAUGCAAGGGUUUUUCAAGACUGAUCAAAGCAGUUGUGAGCCAGAAAAUGUCACCGAAAAGGGCAAGAAGUCUAAAGGAGCUAGGCGCUAUUUGCCUCAGAAGAACUCGGUAGCAUAUGCAUUGUUGAUUACCCUCUACAGGGGAACGAUGAAUGAGAAUGAAUUUAUGCGAAAACAGGAGCUUAUUGAUGCAGCUGAAGCUAGUGGCCUUUCUCGUGUGCCCAUAGCGCCUGAAAGGGGAAAAGGAAAGCUUGGUCCGUUUGGAGGCUCACCAAGGGACUGGUAUAGUGGAUGGACGAGUAUGAAGACUUUAGUAACUAAGGGGCUUGUUAUUAAAUCAAGUUGCCCUGCAAAGUAUAUGCUCACUCUAGAAGGUAAAGAAGCAGCACGGGAAUGUAUCACGAGAUCUGGUGUGCCAGAAUCCUCCAAAGAUAACAGAUCCUCUGAAAGGCAUUAUGAUGUUGACAUCGAAAACAUGUCUGAUGUCGAGCCUUCACAGCUAGAUUCAACGAAAGAAGUAGAGAUAGCAGCACCAUCUGCCGAUUUGAGAAGGCAGAAAUCAACAGAUAUACCAGUUGACUAUAUGGAUCGGCUUACAAAAAUGGGCUAUUCCAAGGAACGAAUCCUCAGGGCUUUUAAUGAGGUCUUAAAAACUUCCAAUAGUGAGGAGUCAAAUUCUCUCUGGCUACCUAUCUUAUGUCAUCUUCGGGAAACAGAAGUUUAUGGACAUUCGGAAUCUCAUACUGCCAGAGAGGAACAUGUUCGUAGAACGUCAACCCCUAUUGAUACAAAUUGUCGAGCAUCAGGCUCAUCCCGUCAGAGUGGACAUACGCCAAAGAUUAGUUCUGCUGAUUCCUUGCCGAGCUCUUUUGUUAUGAGACCUUGCUCGUCAUUGGAUCAUCAUGCACGAAAGUCGAGUUCAAAUAACAUGGAAGCAGGUUUUAAUAUCUUAUCUGUGCCACCACUGAUGUUUGGGGAAAGAUUUGAAGAUGUGUAUGAAGUAAUCUUGAUACUGGACGAUCGAGAGCAAUUUGCAAAUAAGGGUUCUCGGUCUAGCAGAAUCAUUGAUAGCAUCAAAAAACAAUUCAACAUCCAAAUACAGGUUAGACGUCUACCAGUUGGAGAUGGGAUUUGGAUAGCUCGCCAUAAAGAUCAUGACAUUGAGUAUGUACUUGAUUUCAUUGUCGAGAGGAAGAAAGUUGAUGAUUUACGCUCUUCAAUCAGAGAUAAUCGCUACAGGGAUCAGAAGUUGAGGCUUUUGAGAUGCGGACUUAAGAAGCUGAUAUAUCUCGUGGAAGGGGACCCAAACUCUUCUGAAGCAGCGGAGAGUAUUAAAACUGCCUGUUAUACGACAGAGAUCUUGGAGGGUUUUGAUGUGCAGAGGACCUUUGGCUUGAGUGACACACUAAAGAAAUAUGGCCAUAUAACCCAAUCAAUAACUCAAUACUACAAAUCACAAGUUUCUGAGGAGCUCCAUAAACACAAGAACAUCUGCCCACCGUAUAAUCAAUUCAUUGCAAAGUGCGAAGACCUGGAUAAAAUGACUGUAAAUGACGUAUUUGCCAUUCAGCUUAUGCAGGUUCCUCAGGUGACAGAGGAGGUUGCCAUGGCUGUUGUGGAUUUGUACCCAACAGUUGUCUCUCUUGCAAGGGCUUACUCCGUUCUUGAGGGUGAUAAUUCAGCACAACAGGAGAUGCUUAAGAAGCAAACUAACAAUGUAGUGAGCGGGGUUGCUAGUAGGAAUAUCUUCCAGUUCGUUUGGGGUAGUUGAGCUUCAGACUCAGAUGUUCUAAUCCGAUUAAUUUUUUGCACACGAAGCAUUGUUAUUUUUAAAAGGUAAAAUAUCAUGUUUCAGCUUCGAUCCUUUACACCCUUUUUUGUUGUCCAAAUGUAAAUAAUAUGUAAAGUUAAUGGCAUAUAGUUGAAUGUAGAUAUGGCCAAGUAUAUGAUUUAGGCUAGCCAUUCUCAGUUAGCGUAAAUGCUUUAGGUUUGAGAUUACUCGGUGAAUAUAUGAUUAUUACAUUAAGGAAAAGAAAAGCAUCUGUUUCGA
This is a messenger RNA of Cannabis sativa, 2456 nucleotides long. Its product is annotated as crossover junction endonuclease MUS81. The coding region runs from base 180 to 2177 and encodes 665 amino acids. Gene Ontology annotation, biological process: DNA catabolic process; resolution of meiotic recombination intermediates; double-strand break repair via break-induced replication. The transcript is spliced from 15 exons. Lineage: Eukaryota; Viridiplantae; Streptophyta; Magnoliopsida; Rosales; Cannabaceae. Gene Ontology annotation, molecular function: crossover junction DNA endonuclease activity; 3'-flap endonuclease activity; DNA binding. The record is from RefSeq and is a predicted model, not a curated record. Gene Ontology annotation, cellular component: Holliday junction resolvase complex; nucleus.